Molecule: messenger RNA, 729 nt
Organism: Neltuma alba
Lineage: Eukaryota; Viridiplantae; Streptophyta; Magnoliopsida; Fabales; Fabaceae
Exons: 1
Coding region: 1-729 (242 amino acids)
Source: RefSeq, a predicted model, not a curated record
AUGAAAUACAGCGAGAUAUCCCACUUCAGCCACCCAGAGCACAAGCUCAGAUUCGAGUACUCAGAAAUCCCAUUCAAAUGCGAUGGUUGUAAGGAAGUCGGCAUAGGAUCACGAUACAAAUGUUCCAUCUGCGAUUAUGAUCUCCACGUCCAUUGCGCCGUACCUCCGCCGUCGAUCAGCCACCCGUUCUACAGGAAAUGUUCGUUCCAGUUCCUGAGCCGCCCGCCGGGGGAGAUGGCGCGUUACUGUAACGCGUGCGAGAAGGACGUGAGCGGAUUCGUGUACCACUGCGGAUCGUGCGGGUUCGAUCUUCACCCGUGCUGCGCGAAGCUGCCAAUGGUGCUGGACGACGGAGAAAUAAAGCUGUAUCUGUACAGGAAGGUGAGCUCGGCGUGCCAUCGGUGCGGGCGAAAGGGACGAAGCUGGAGUUACAGAUCGAAUUGCAAGAAGUACAAUCUACAUGUGGCGUGUGUGAGGGAGAUGCUGGUGGAGAGUUGGUAUGAGAUAUAUAUGGAAAGCAAUAAGGGGAAGGGAUCGGGGACGGCGAGGAUUCCGAGGCUGAAGAACACGCUUCAGAGCAGCCAUGGCAGUAGUGGAAGGAGUAAGGGGAAGGUAAAGAAGUGCUGUGAGAUCGCCGGUCUGGCAGUGCAGUUUGUGAUAUCGGCGGUGCUGGGAGAUCCGACAGUUCUCAUAGCUGGGGUUGUGGGAUCACUGAUGUCACGAGGUUGA